This is a messenger RNA of Strongylus vulgaris, 777 nucleotides long. The record is from the annotation of a GenBank genome assembly. NCBI's taxonomy places the organism in Eukaryota, Metazoa, Nematoda, Chromadorea, Rhabditida, Strongylidae.
AUGUGUUCAAAGUGGGCUUUCUCUGAGUGCAGCAAAGUUAUUGACGUGAUUCUUGCUGGUACUAAAGGUCGACUCAAACACAUCUUGAAUAAAUUGGAAAAUUAUACUUCCGGUUCGUUGUCAAAUGUCGAAAUGGAGCUGCGCAGCACAGUUCUCCCGCUACUUUUAUCGGGAAAAGAUGCCAAAUAUGAAGGUGGUGAUGUCGAGUACGCUUUUUGGUUAUCAUCAGUGAUGCGCUGUUGUUCAAAAGCUAGCGCUCAGAGUAAAUUGUUGAUGAUUCUUUUUGGCCCUGUUACGAGAGAUUCUGGAGAAACAAUAAUCAACUGGCGGCUGUUCUGCGAUGAAACUAUUCCAACGUAUAACGAAGCCGAAAAAACAAUAAAACCUUUGUCGGAUGCUUUGCAUGUUUUGAUAAAAACCAAACAAAUAGAUGAAUUUCCGAAUUCAUGGAAUCAACACGACGUCUUCAAUAUAGUAGAGGAACUUAGCACGACACCUGAACCAUGGGCUUUUGAAAAUUUUGUAUCCUUGCUGCUUUUUCGUCCUUCCCUGAUAUCCGUUUCCUUGACGGCACGAUUGGAGAACAAUUAUGCAGAUGAGGCUUGCUUGAUGUUUCACACAUUUGCAAUCGAGCGAACUGUUUCGGUGUUCGCACAUGGUCAGAGGAAUUGGGCAUCAGACACCUCCCACAUCAUUGUUUGGUUGCAAACUACCUCCUCAGCUUUUGAAACUGCGCGUGUACGUCAUCUGCAGUGUAAAAUCCAGCGAAUGAAAUAG